This is a messenger RNA of Periophthalmus magnuspinnatus, 3439 nucleotides long. Its product is annotated as lethal(3)malignant brain tumor-like protein 4. NCBI's taxonomy places the organism in Eukaryota, Metazoa, Chordata, Actinopteri, Gobiiformes, Gobiidae. Gene Ontology annotation, molecular function: zinc ion binding; protein binding. The transcript has 18 exons. Gene Ontology annotation, cellular component: nucleus. Gene Ontology annotation, biological process: regulation of DNA-templated transcription. The record is from RefSeq and is a predicted model, not a curated record. Bases 1 to 2016 code for a protein of 671 amino acids.
AUGAUUGACAGCUGCAAAGCCCCGCCCCUCUCAGUGACAGACGCAUGCGCACAGGGGCCGGUGCGCUUCCUUGACCCUCGCGCGGUGGAGGCGGCUCUGGCGGGAGUAUUUCGUGGAAAAUUAUUUAUACCAAAGAAAAUGAAGAACAAAGUGACCGGCAGUGCCCCAGUGGGACUCAGAAACAAGUCCUGGUCUUGGCAGCCUUAUCUGGACCAACAAAAUGCAACUGCUGCUCCUCCAGAAGUUUUCAACCAGUACCAGUCGUGUCCUAGCAGGAGGAGCUGUGGGUUCAGAGUGGGGAUGAAGUUGGAGGGAGUGGACCCUCUGCACACAUCACUGUUCUGCGUUCUGACCGUGGCUGAGGUGAUCGGCUGUCGGCUGCGGCUCCACAUUGAUGGCUUCUCUGAGACCUAUGACUUCUGGGUAAAUUCAGACUCACCUGAAAUCAGACCGGUCGGAUUCUGCCAGGAGACCGGACGAAGACUGCACCCCCCAAAAGGUGUGCUGGAGGAGCAGUUUGAUUGGUCAGACUACCUAGAGACUACCGGAUCAGAGGCAGCUCCUGCAUCUCUGUUCAGAACCAGCACUAGCUCCCUCAGUAGGCUGAGGCGGGGCAUGAAGCUGGAGGCGGUGGACAGGAAGAACCCGGGGCUGAUCUGCGUGGCCACUGUGGCUGACGCCCAUCAAGACCGCAUCAGAGUGCACUUCGAUGACUGGGACCACUCCUAUGACUACUGGUGUGACAGCAGCAGCCCAUUUGUACGUCCCAUUGGCUGGUGUCAGGAGCAAGCCCGCCCCCUUACCUGCCCCAAAGGUCACCCCGACCCCGAGCACUUUGUGUGGGAACAGUAUCUGAAGGAGACAGGCUCUGAGGCUGCACCCAGGGACGCCUUCACUCAGGGCAGGCCUCAUGGUUUCCAGGUGAACCACAGACUGGAGGCGGUCGACCGACGGAAUCCAGUUCUGAUCCGAGUUGCCACCGUGGUCCAAACUGAGGAGGUCCGAAUCAAAAUCCAUUACGAUGGCUGGCCGGCUCACAUGGACUCGUGGUUUGACUGUGAUGACACCGACCUUCACCCUGUCACCUUUUGUCACCGCACUGGACACCCGCUGGAGCCCCCCAGAGAGUCCUCCAGAGCAUCGUCUCCAGCUCACGGCUCCUGCCCCACUGUUGGCUGCAGAGGAGUGGGUCACAUCAGGGGCCCCAAGUAUAGCAACCACCACAGUCUCUUCGGGUGUCCAUACUCAGAGACAAACCUCAGGAGGGACCUGGUUCUACCGGACCGACUUGGAUCAGAGACCGGACUUUCUCUGUUGCCACACAGGUCUGUGGAGGAGGUUCCUCUGAAGAGGCGUAAACUCUCUGAUAGAGUGUGUGCAGUCAGUCCUGCUGUGGUGAAACAGGAGGAGAGCACAGACUCAGUGGUUGUCCAGUCCCGGUUCCUGUCGGCUCUGAGUCCUCAGCCUAGCCGAGACCUGAGUCUGUGUUGGGAACAACACCGAAAACUACUGCCCCGAGUCCAGAGCUCCCAGGCUCCCGCAGUACACCGCUGGAGUGUACAACAGGUCUCAGAGUUCAUUCAGUCUCUCCCUGGAUGUGAGGAUCAGGGCCAGCACUUCAGAGACCAGGAAAUCGAUGGGCGGGCCUUCCUGCUCCUGACACAGCGUGACAUCGUUCGGCUCUUGUCAAUCAAACUGGGCCCAGCACUAAAGAUCUAUCACAGCAUCCUGAUGUUCAAGCAUGAACGCAGCCAAUCAGAGUGCGGAGAGGGGGAGAGGGGCCAAUCAGACAGAGGGGAGGGAGCCAGCAUCCAGUCAGAGCGAGGGGAGGGGGAGAGGAGCCAGUCAGAGCGAGGGGAGGGAGACAGCAUCCUAUCAGAGCAUGAGGACACAGGGAGGAGCCAAUCAGAGCACGAAGACACAGGGAGGAGCCAAUCAGAGCACGAAGACACAGGGAGGAGCCAAUCAGAGCACGAAGACACAGGGAGGAGCCAAUCCGAGAGCACUGUCCCCUGACCUCACUGUGAUCCCACCCCCCUCCUCUUAAAGGGGAGGAGACUCAGGAGAAUCUACCAAUCACACUGUCCCUGGUCAUGUGACUUCAGAGCAGUGCCUCCCUCAGGGCCACGGUGGCCACCGCUCCAACCGCUCCUCCUGUUUAUCAGACCAAAAAGGCGUGCUGUAGACCAAGAUCAGUCCUAGUCCAGUCCUGGUUUAGUCCUGGUUUACUUCAGACCCUGUUUCAGUCCUGGUCCAGUCCUGAUUCAGACUGGUUCAGUCUUGGAUCAGUCCUGGUUCUGAUGCUGCAUUCAUGUGAUCUUAGAAACCCGGAAACUAUGUGCCACUGAUCUUGAGCCUUCAUGUUGGAAGUAACAGAGGAAAAAAGUAGUGAUUUAGUUUUAUCUCACAGUGAUUCACAAAAGUCACUUCAUAUCGAUACUUUGCAACAUUCCCUGAGGGUGUGAUGCUAAUGUAGGCUGAGUAACGGAGAGGUCACACAGGGGUCACACAGGGGUCAGAGUGAGUGUAAUUCCUCUACAUUUGUAUCUUUAUAUUGAUACUUUGGAGCUGAUGUUAUCAUCAUUUUAUGGUGGGAUGUGAUGCUAACUGGGGGCAUUGCUCUGUCUGAAUCUGUUACUCAAGACUUAGACUUUAAUCUGAGCUUUAUUUAAACACAGUCUGACCAUAAAGAACUGACUUGGCUAAAACUACAAUAAGCAAUAUUUUUUUUUUUUCAGUUUCAGUCACUCACCUUUGUGUGGACACCUAAGCAGAGCAUGAACGCUCGUAUUCACAGGCUGAAAAUGUGUUGUUUAAAUCCAUUUUGUAUUUUUCUUCAGUUUUCAUUUUAAAACAUAUUUGACUGUGUUUGCUGAUGUGUGCAUAGUGUCACCAUGGUAGCUGCUGAACAUUGUGCCAUAGAAAUACAGUACAACACCCCCAGUGUGAUGUCACUGCAAAGUCUAUGACUAUAUGACUCCAUAUGGUUCAUGAAGUUAGGAGCAUUAAAACUUUGUGAAAAUAGUGUAUUAUUUAACAGCAGUACAGGUCUGGACAGGUGUUUACAGUGAAGCAUGUGUGUUACCGUGUCCGUUUCAUGUGUCUCAUGUUUUAAAUGUUUACAAAGUUAUCUCAGAGUUUCCGAGAUCACAUUAAUGCAGCAAAGGUCCUGGUUUAAUCCUGGUUUAGUCCUGGUUUAGUCCUGGUUUAGUCCUGGUUUAGUCCUGGUUUAGUCCUGGUUUAGUCCUGGUCCAGCCCCUCUUUCUGCUCUGAUUGGUCACUCAGAUGUUAUUUUUGGUAGAUUAUAUUUUUGACAGAGUUUAUAUUUGUAUGAGACUCUCAGGGCUGCAGUAUUUAUUCCUCUACUUCAGAUCAAUAAGACACACAAUAAUACAUCUUAAUAUCACAGGUUCUAUUGAAAUAAAUGUGAUUUAAUCUG